UACUCGUAACUAAUAAAACUAUUUAUUCAUAUAGUAUUAUAUGAAGAACAUGGUUCAAUGAAUUAAAAAAUAAUAUGGUUUAUUCUAUCACUAACUACUAACAUUCCUCCCCAAAUUUGUUCUCUUACAUAAGCUUGCUUUCUUACAUGCAUGUUUGUGUAUAUAUAUCCCACAAAUUGUCUUUCCCAUUUCACCAUCAAGAAAUUCAAAUACCUCACCCCACAUUUAUUUUUGAACUCGUUCUGUAUUAUAUUAACUUAUCUUAUCUCGUGUCAUGUCACAUCUUCUCUUCUUAUUUUCUCUCUUUAUCCUUCUCCCCCGCAGUAUAAUUGCUGCAGGGGGAGGCCGAUGGCAACUCUUACAAAAAAGCAUUGGCAUUUCGGCCAUGCAUAUGCAACUCCUAAACGAUGACCGUGUCAUUAUUUACGAUAGAACUGACUUCGGCCCUUCAAACCUCACCCUUGCCAACGGCAAAUGCUUCAAAAAAGAUUGCACAGCCCACUCCGCAAUAUACAACUCUAUAUCCAACACGUUUCGGCCCCUCACGGUGUUAACCAACAAUUGGUGCUCCUCCGGCGCCACCCUCCCCAACGGCACCCUCGUACAGAGUGGUGGGUACAGAGAUGGAGAACGCGUGGUUAGAACAUUCCAACCGUCUUGCAAAACAUGUGAUUGGGUUGAAAUCCCUAAACAAUUGUUGCAAAGUCGAUGGUAUGCUACUAACCACGCAUUGCCUGAUGGAAGGAUGAUAAUUGUGGGUGGUACGAAAGCCUUUAACUACGAAUUCUACCCUAAAACACCAUCCUCUAAACUCUUUACGAUGCCCUUUUUAAAGGACACUACUGAUCCUAAAGCCGAAAACAAUUUGUACCCUUUCGUGUUCCUUCAUGUAGAUGGGAAUUUGUUUAUCUUUGCUAAUAAUCGAGCCAUUUUAUUCGAUUAUACUAAAAACGAAGUUGUACGAACGUACCCUACUAUCCCGGGGGGCGACCCUCGGAGUUACCCUAGUACGGGUUCAGCCGUUCUCUUGCCUAUAAAGAAUAUAGAAAUGGGUUCGGAUAAAAUCGAAGCAGAAGUGUUGAUAUGCGGAGGUGCACCCGCGGGGUCAUACUUAAAAGCAUUAAACUCGCACAAGUUUUUGCCAGCUCUAAACACGUGUGCACGUAUGAGGUAUACUGAUCCUAACCCUACUUGGACUAUUGAAACUAUGCCAAUGGCUCGAGUCAUGAGUGACAUGGUGGUCCUUCCCAACGGCGAUGUUUUAAUAAUUAAUGGUGCAGGUAAAGGUAGUGCAGGAUGGGAGUUAGGACGCGAACCAGUCCUAACUCCCAUGAUCUACCACCCAAAUGAAGCUCCCGGAUCAAGGUUCGAGCUACAAAAUCCAGCUACAAUCCCUAGGAUGUAUCAUUCGUGUGCAAUUUUGUUACGUGAUGGACGUGUUUUAGUAGGGGGAAGUAACCCUCAUGCUUACUACAACUUCACCAAUGUGCUCUUCCCUACCGAACUUAGCCUAGAGACAUUUUCGCCACCAUACUUGGAUUCGUCGAAAACACGGCUUAGACCCGUUAUAACCACAAAAAACAUAGGUGGUAAGAUCAAGUACAAGAAAAAUUUUACAAUCAAAUUUUCAGUUAAAGGGUUAAUUAAGCCGGAUUCAAUUAAGGUUACGAUGCUUAGACCACCAUUUAACACACAUUCAUUUUCUAUGAGCCAAAGAAUGUUGGUUUUGACCAAAAAAGGGCCAAUAAUGCCUAUUGGUUUGGGCCAAUAUAAGGUCAAGAUUGUGACACCUAGGUCCACUAACAUAGCACCCCCUGGUUUUUACAUGAUAUUUGUGGUGCACCAAAAUAUUCCUAGUAAAGGAAUUUGGGUUCAACUUACAUGAUUUUUUUUUUUUUUUUUUUUUUUUUAAUAUUCAAAUAAUUGUUGAUUAAUUUCAUUUUGCAAUCAAUCUUGGUUAAUUUUUUAAAUUAAUCACAUGUACUUCCUUUGAUUCAAAUUAAAUAACAAAUUAUCUUAUUUUCUUUUUA
Messenger RNA from Chenopodium quinoa (quinoa), 2030 nucleotides. RefSeq names its product aldehyde oxidase GLOX1-like. The record is from RefSeq and is a predicted model, not a curated record. The transcript has a single exon. NCBI's taxonomy places the organism in Eukaryota, Viridiplantae, Streptophyta, Magnoliopsida, Caryophyllales, Amaranthaceae. Bases 275 to 1885 code for a protein of 536 amino acids.